Molecule: messenger RNA, 458 nt
Organism: Leptopilina boulardi
Lineage: Eukaryota; Metazoa; Arthropoda; Insecta; Hymenoptera; Figitidae
Exons: 3
Coding region: 27-458 (143 amino acids)
Source: RefSeq, a predicted model, not a curated record
AAAGAGAAAGAAUAAAAAGUGUUAAAAUGAGUGAGAGUGUAAUUAAUUAUCGACAGGGGUUGUUGGGCCUUUUGAAAAAGGUGAAGGGGAUGCAGCUGGACAAAAUACAGGAGGAGGAGGAGCGGGCCCCUACAUCGGAGGACAAGGAUAGGAUGGAAAAAUUAUUUAUAUGCAUCCAACUUCGUAAUGUGUUGGGGGGACUCAGUGGGGGAAGAGGAUUUUUUGUUGCGUAUGAUGAGUGGAGGGUGGCUCCCGAUCGAGAAGACGAUCGGGUGCCAUGGGGAUUGGACCCGAUUCUAAAGAGUUGUAGCCCCCGAAAACGAUAUACCCGGUGUCAGUGGUACCAGGAGUAUUUCUGGUGCGAGAGGAACCGAGUCUACAUCUGUCGAGGUUUUUGGGCGACUCCUGGGUUUGCCGAUCCCUCGGUUGUAAGGGAUGCAGCGCAGCGGGGGACGUGA